UUGUUUCAUCGUAGAUUUAUUGUGGCUAAUAUACCGGUAGUGAGUGGUGAAGUGAUGACUGUACAAUAAACUAAAACUAUUACUUUUACGUGUUACUGAUCUAUAAAAAUAAAUGUCAAAAGUAUACAAAGAAAGGUGAAAGACCAUUUCAAUUGAUAGUCUGAAUGUUUGAGCCUUAAAAUUAACGAUGAGAAUAAUAACAAGUGGCCGAAAAAAAUAUAAGAUAGCAUAAAAAACAGAACAACUUGUAAACUGUAGUAUAAUCAAAAUGAUUUUUUCAAAAGCAAUGAUUUCGUUACUAUGUGUUCUUCUGUUGUUAUCAAUAUUUAUGGCAAAUUUAUUGAACAGUAUAGCCACAGAUCAUAAUUUUAACACUGAGAACAAGUAUGAGGGUGAAAAUUUCACAAACUACUUAGGUAAAAAGUAUGGCCAUAUCACAGAUACACCAAAUAAUCUUGUGUGGUUCCUUCAGAUCUCAGACAUACAUAUAAGUAUAUUCCGGGAUCCUGGUAGAAUAUCACAGUUCCAGCAAUUUUGCGACAAUACAGUCAAACAAAUAAAACCCCUGCUUGUUUUGGCUACGGGUGAUCUUACGGAUGCUAAAGCCAAAGACAAUUUAGGUAGCUCCCAAGUGAAAACUGAAUGGGUUUAUUAUCAUAAUAUAAUAAAGGAGUCCGGUGUAACAGAACAAACGACUUGGUUAGAUAUAAGAGGAAAUCAUGAUAAUUUUAAUAUUCGAACAAUAAAUUCUCAAGAGAAUUAUUUUAGAAAUUACUCCGUUCAAGGAACAAAAAAUGCUAAAUCUUAUGUUCAUUUUAUGAAUGACAAUGGUGUAAGUGUAGCCUUUCUGGGCAUUGAUGCUUGUCCUGAUCCUGGAUUGAGAAGACCCUUUAAUUUUAUUGGUAUAUUAGAUAGUCAAGAGCAACAACACAUUCAGAAAUUGAAAACAGAAGCUGAAAGUAAGGCUGACCAUGUAGUUUGGUUUGGGCACUAUCCUACUUCAUGUAUUUUGUCUUUAGAGUGGGAGUCUCAAAGAUUAAAUGUGAGACAGUUGAUUGGUAGUGCCAGUGGUUCCCAGGUCUAUGUCUGUGGGCAUUUACACUCAAUGGGAGGUCUUGUUCCAAGAAUGUACACAAAACAUAAAAAAGGAUACUUGGAGCUUGAACUGGGAGACUGGAAAGAUAAUAGAAUGUAUCGAUUGGCAGCUAUUGAUCAUGGCAUGUUUUCUUUUGUUGAUCAGAAGCAUAAUGUGUGGCCUGUUGUACUUGUGACGAAUCCUAAACAUGCUAGGUACACUAUGCCUGGAAGAGAACCAUUGCAUUUGGUACCUGACUCCACUCAUAUAAGAAUUUUAGCAUUCAGUGAUGUAAAAAUGGAAUAUGUUAAAAUAUCCUUUGAUAAAAUAAGUUGGCUGGAGUGUAAAUCUGUUAAAGGACCUCUGUAUGUUUGUGAUUGGCUUCCACAUUUAUUUAUGACUGGUCUUCAUAAUUUAUAUGUAAAGGCUGUAGAUGAAAUAGGAAAGGAAACAAAUGUUGUUCAUCCGUUUACUCUAGAUGGGACUGUAUUGAAAUUUGAAGUGACUCCUAGAAUUUUAUUAAUGCUGGAUGCAGGUUCUGUGUUUCAGGUAGUAUUUGGGACUCUAUUAAUAAUUAAUGUGAUCCCAUUAGUAAUAUUGCGAUUGCAAAAAUCGCCACCAAAAUACCGCAGAAGGUGUGGUCGACAAAUUUUACGAAGAGUUUGGUUAUUAAGCAAAAUUGACAGAGUAUUCUAUCCAAUAGUUUUGUAUGCAAUUUAUUUACCCUUUGGACCGUGGGCGAUUGGAGAGCUUAUUGAUGGUUAUAUAGGUGCUAUAUUUGCUUGGGGAAUUGUCAUUAAAGGAGCGUUUUUACCAGAGCCAUUUACAUAUAUGUAUGGCAGUGUGCAGUUGAUGUUUGUGCAAAUACCGCUAAUAUUUGUAUUGGCACAUUGCCUAGAAACUCGAUUGAUGAAUCAAAACCUUCAAGGUUUGAGAAGAAUUAUCAAGAAUUUGCCCUUUAUUUUCCUGCUCACGAUACAAUCUUUGCUUGCAUAUUUCUUUUGGUUAGAAUAUGGCACAAUAUCUUUUCUCCUCAGUCCACUGAGGACAUGGAGUGUCGGACUAAGCACAUUACUUUGGUAUAAAACUUUAUCUUUACCACCAGAUUACUGCAGGCGACUACAGAAGCUAAAUGAGUUACCUUCGUAAAUAUACAAUUGUAUAUUUAUUUGUAUGGAGUUGUAAAACUAUGCAUUUUUAUUGCAUAUACAAGGCUGUACAUUAUAGUCACUUGUUAUGUUGUAUUUGUUAAUUUGCACCAAAGAGUCAAUAUAAUGUGUAUUUAAAAUACAAUAACCAUUCCAAACUGCUAAUAUUAUGUAAUGUAAAUAAUGUAUUGAAAUUUAUUGUGAUAAUGUUAUGUGCGUAUGUAGGUAUGUAGAUAAAAACCUAAAGACAAAAUCAAUUAGAUACUAACACUCUAUGUCAAAAUAAAUAUUAUAUUUACAUGUUUUAGAAAUAUUAUCUUGUACAUUCAUAUGAAUGUAAGAACGUAGAAAUAUAUUCAUUAUACGUAUUUUCUAUACAAUCACGUAACACGUUUAUAUUGAUGUACUUACGAACUUACAAAAAUAAAGAUAGAUAUUUUGAUAGAGUCAGACAUAAAUAUAACUCUAACAACCUUAAUAAAGUAGUAUUUCCUAAUAUAAGUAUUUCAUUUGACUGAGCCAUUGAGAAGGCUCUUAGCUAAAUAAAAUUAUACUUUUGUAAUGUAUUAUGUGUAUAAUAAUAUAUAAUGAAAUAUGUGUGUCGUAAAGAUUAAAUAUUGUCGACUGAUUUUCAGAUUCUUUGUGCAUUUUAUAGAUGGAUAUAUAGUAGGUAUACUUAUGUAAUGUAUUACCAGUUAUAUAUUAUUUCAACAGUAUUUUGAUUUUAAACAAUGUUAAUAUUAAUAAAUGUAAAUUGAUAGAUAAAAUAUUUUCAUGUUGUCAAUUUUGUUGUAUAUAAAUGUGAUUUUUGUUUAACCAGUGCUAAUAAAUGUAUAUUGUGAAUAA
This is a messenger RNA of Colias croceus (clouded yellow), 3069 nucleotides long. RefSeq names its product transmembrane protein 62-like. Lineage: Eukaryota; Metazoa; Arthropoda; Insecta; Lepidoptera; Pieridae. Gene Ontology annotation, molecular function: hydrolase activity. The coding region runs from base 269 to 2224 and encodes 651 amino acids. The transcript has 5 exons. The record is from RefSeq and is a predicted model, not a curated record.